Molecule: messenger RNA, 3759 nt
Organism: Plasmodium knowlesi strain H
Lineage: Eukaryota; Apicomplexa; Aconoidasida; Haemosporida; Plasmodiidae
Product: ADP-dependent DNA helicase RecQ, putative
Exons: 1
Coding region: 1-3759 (1252 amino acids)
Biological process (GO): double-strand break repair via homologous recombination; DNA replication
Cellular component (GO): cytoplasm; nucleus; chromosome
Molecular function (GO): ATP binding; nucleic acid binding; four-way junction helicase activity
Source: RefSeq, a predicted model, not a curated record
AUGCUGAAGUACUUGGAGGUGAAGAGUGGGAACGGGGCGGAGACGGACCAGUCGGAGGGGAGCGACGUGGUGGGGAGCUACUCCCUGGAGGAGUUGAAGAAGAAGAUGGAGGCGGCACAGAAGAAGCAUUUCGGAUAUAAGAAUUUGAAGGAUUUUCAAAUAGAAGCGGUGCACGCAGUGUUCCACAAGAGAGACAGUUUAAUUGUGAUGGCCACGGGGAUGGGAAAGUCGCUAUGUUACCAGAUACCCUCCCUUAUGGAGGAAGCGAAGAAAAAAUUCACAGUGGUAAUAUCACCCCUUAUAUCUCUAAUGACAGAUCAAGUAGACAAUCUGAAGAGAAAGGGAAUUUCCUCCGUGUUUUUAGGAAGUGGACAGAAGAUAAGUAAGAACCAGGUCUUAACAGAAAUUAAGCAUGGGAUGUAUAAGAUAGUUUAUUGUAGUCCAGAGUUUGCACUAAACAACAAGCAAAUGUUUGUAAUGUUAAGGAAGAGGAUUCUACUCCUAGCCAUUGAUGAAGUGCACUGUAUGUCGGAGUGGGGACAUGAUUUUAGACCGACCUACAGAAAAUUACACGAACUAAAGCAAAUAUUAGUUGGGAUCCCUUUUAUGGGUUUAACAGCUACAUGUACAAGAGAGGUCCAAAAUGAUAUUCUAAAGAAUUUAAAUUUCGAUAUGAAGACAUGCCUUAUCAAAACAAGUAGCGUUAACAAGAGGAACCUUUUCUACUGCGUUAGGGAGAAAACAAAUAUCCUGAAUGAUUUGAAAGAUGUGUUAGACAUUCCAAAUAGGAAAUCUUUGGAAAGGACCAAGAGGUUUAUUGAUAAUUCAAAAAUAUGUCCUUACAACUCCACCCUUAUUUAUGUUACGUCGAAAAAGGAGUGCGAAAAUAUUUUUUCGUUUCUGAAAGAGAAAGGAUUAUUGGUUCGAAUGUACCAUGCGGAUUUAAGUAAUGAUGAAAAGAAAGAAGCACAUGAAAAGUUCUUAAAGGACGAAGUACAGAUAAUCGUUGCCACGGUGGCAUUUGGUAUGGGCAUAGAUAAACCAGAUAUCAGGAGGAUCAUUCACUAUGGAUUCUCCCGUUCUCUGGAAGCCUACGUUCAGCAAGUGGGAAGGGCAGGUCGAGACAAUAGCAAUGCUGAAGCAAUUCUUUUCUUUCACGUAAAUGAUGAAUCUAAAAUAAAAAAUAUAUUGCUGAGGGAAAAUAUUGCUAAUAACUUAAUAGAAACAAAUUUCCAACGCGUUGAACAUAUAAUUAGUAUGUUCACAGAUGCAUCCGAUUAUGCUUACUCGACCAUCUGUCGAAGGAAAAAGAUAUAUGAGUACUUUGAUGAGACACCAAAUACCUGCACAGAUAUAGACGUGUUCGACAAUGAGGAUAACUGCGGCGUUUGCUUUUAUGUGAAAAAGUACGACAUGUACCUCUGUGCCAACUGUGAUAAUUGCGCAUAUUACUUGUCGGAAAUUCGCAAGGUCAACAGUAAGUUGUGUGGUGCAAAGGUGGACACCACAAAAAUGGAUGUAACAAGGAUGAGUGGUACAAAGGUGAUAGGUGUGAAUGUUGAAGACAUUAGUAUAAAUACCGACAAGAGACAACCUCCUACCGAUGCCACCUCCCUCCUGAAGAAGGAGUCUCGUAAGGCUGUGAAUACUACUCUACGUAUCAGUGACAACCCCCAAGCAUUGUCCAUCGAGGAAGGAAUAGAUCUAUCCGCGGAACUGAAAACGUUACUCAGUUGCAUUUCCUCCCUUAAGGGAAGAACCGGAAUCGGUGUCAUUUGCAAAGUACUGGUAAAGAGCAAAGAAUCGUGCAUAAUUAAAAAAGGCUACCAUAACAUUAAGGAGUAUGGAGAUGGGAAACACAAAAGCACUAACUGGUGGUCCGCUUUUCUAAAGGUUGCGAGGAAUGAUAAGUACAUAAAGGAAACAUUGGUCUAUGGAAAGGAUUUAAGUUAUUUGAGUGUAGGUUUAACUCCCAAGGGGGAGGCCUUUAUUAUGAAUACUGAACAAAGGUAUACCGUUAGAUUACCGUUCUUUUUGGUAGACAAGGAGAAGAAGGCAAAGAGUGGCAAAGGAACGAAGAAGACCAAUGCGAGGAAAAGUGAAAAUGAACCCGUGGAUUAUUUGUAUAAUGAAAAGGCUAGUCAGAGAAAUAGGUGGAACAACAUUGGGGAGGACUUCAACUACAAAGAAAAAAGAGACCAUGUGAGUAAGGAAGAAAAACCUUUGGAGGGAGAAAAACGUUCCUCUGUCUUGAGUGCUACUCACGGUAGCAUUUCCCACCAGACUGAAGGAGUCUACUCGAUAACGCAAGCCAGUGUCGACAGGAACAACACUAUCCCGGAUAAUAAAUAUGGAUACUUCAACACGGACAAGAAUCAAUGUCGAAGGGAGCAUCAAUACAAAGAGGAAAAACUAACGGAAGAAAAAAUAAAUGAUUCUAUAAUGAGAAUUUUACUUAGGACAAGAAUUAUAGAAGCUAGACAACAGAACAUCCCACCCUUUCAGUUAAUAUCAGAUAAACCAUUAAAGGAUAUAUGCCACAAACGACUCACAUCUGUUCACUUGAUUAGAAAACACGUCGAUAAUAUUUCACCCGUUUGUCCUAACUCCUUUUUGGAAAAGCUUAUUUCAGGAAUCAGAGGUUUUUGCCUUCUACACGACUUAGAUAUGAAUAUAAAUCUGAACACAGCUAGCCAAAAUAUGGGUUCACCUGAAGGCGUCGAAAGGCAGAUAUCCAGUCUGAACAAAUUUUCCAACCUAAUUUCAUCUUAUCAAUAUGAUCAUAAGACAGAAAAGCUUGGGGGAGACUCUUCCUUCCAAGGUGCCUCGUCGAGGGAGAUAAGAAGUGGUCCUUAUGUAGAUGGGGGUGUAGGAAGUAGUGUUGUCCACAACGGUAUGAACCACGGUUCCAUUAGCCACGGUGCAGUUGUCCGUAAUUAUGCGUGCAGGGAGGAAGAGACGCCCUCCUACCAGAGUAUGUACUUUAACGGUGGUGCGAAAACGGAGAUGAAAAUGGAUGUAAGUGGUAGUUGGAUUGCCCCCCCUGGUGGCCAAAGGAACCAUCCCACUGGGAAAUUUAUAGGGGGGGCGAAGCCGAUGCUCAACUGUGACACAAACCACCCUAACAGAGAUUUCAUCGAGAAACGUAGCGCAAAGGAAACUAUUUUGGGCCCCUUUUGCACCAAUGCAGAGGCGACCAACGAGCUACAUCAUAUUAGCAGUAAGGACAAAAGCAGACUUAUGGAUUUUUUCGAGGACGAUUUUAAAUUUAUAAAGGAGACCAACAAGUCGGAGUUUAAUCCAAACGGUUCGCUUGUGGAUAACAAAAGGGAACAAAGAGUUCCCAUCGACUUUCCCAAAUAUACCUUCCAGGGUGAAGUUUGGAGAGGGAGUAACGCAGCGCAACCCAUACAAAUCGGGAACGAAGUGGUGAAGCCGAAUGAAAGAAAUUUUCACAAUCGAACCAAUACCAUUACCCGUUUGAGCACCCUGGAGAAACAGGAAAACGGGGGUGCAUGGACAGGGCCAAGAGUGCGAGAAGCACACUCAGGUGAUCCAUUUAGAGAAUCCUUUCCCAUUAGGAGAACCAUGGGGGAGAAUCACGUUGAUGUCUUAAAUGACAAAAAAAAAAAAUUAGAUUUUAUUGAUUCGUUUUCAUAUGACUAUAAAAAACAACAGGACGAAGAUAACCUGGGAAGGUUUCCCGGCAGGCAUGAUGGCACUUCGUCCUUUCAGGACUUUAAACGACGAAGGUUUUAA